AUGCGUUUGAGUAAAGAAGAUAUUCAGAACUUAAUGAAAAAGUCUAAGGGCAAAACAAAAACACCCUGUAGUUUUAUUCUUUAUAAAAAUAAACAUAGGCUUAGUCCUAAAGAAGCUCGUAAAGCAUAUAAAAAUGAAUCUCUUAAGGUCAGAAUGGAUUAUGAGCAGUGCGCAGAAUUGAUUCGAUUAAGUACCAACAAUUUCGAGUUGGCUUCUGAGCUUUGCGAAGAGAAGUUUUUAUUUGGUUCCUUAUUUAUUAAUAAAAGUGCAGACUCAAACGGGCGAAUUUCACCAAUACACCCACCACAACUAUCUUUCAUGUCUCAAAAUAUCUUUGCAACAUGCAUAGACAAUGUCGUCAUCGACGAACAAAGGUUACUCCAUUUGAGUUCUAAUGUGGAACAGCUUCCUACGCCUGCGUUCACCAUGUAUCCUAUCGAUGUUGAAUGCAGUAAUUUAAAUGGAGAAAUAUUCAAUGAUACACCUACACGAAAAAAUUUUAAGCCAAUGCGCAUUAUAAAUUUCCCAGAGUUUGAGAGCAUACAUAUGGAUACUCAAGAAACCCAACCAUUUAUGCUGCCUUCCUUAAAAUAUGUGGCUUAA
Molecule: messenger RNA, 603 nt
Organism: Cetraspora pellucida
Lineage: Eukaryota; Fungi; Glomeromycota; Glomeromycetes; Diversisporales; Gigasporaceae
Source: the annotation of a GenBank genome assembly